UUAGAAAUGCACCGAAAAAAACCAGAUUUUUUUGUGGAUCUUUGUUCACUUUUGGGUCAAUCUUAUUUGUGUAAAUAAGAUGUUCAAUCUUUUUCGGCAAAGAGGAAUAAUUAAGUAAAGUGUAACUCCCACAUACGUAUAUGCUGAACAAACCAUGUCUGUCCUUGAGAAAUCAAAGCUUCAUAGAUGCUUUUUGUGCUAUUAAAAGAGGAAACGUGAAUAUAGCAGUUGACAUUUUGAGCCAAAGUGACAUUGCACUAUAGAAACUGCCAUUUGUGAUCCCAUGUAGUGCAGUAUUCUGUCUCAGCUAGUGGCCAAAAUCGGAUGCUUUAGAAGUAUAAGAAACCCCACAAUUAUGAAAUAAGCUGCAAACAAACAAAACAAACCAAAAAACCCCUCUAAACUCUAGGGCUUCAGUUAGAACUUGACUGAUGCGCUGAAGCAUGAGGGUUUGUAUAUCCCUUUAAAAAUUGGCUAUAUAUUCAUGUAAAUGUCUCAUUGUACUGAUCUCAUUUUGUGUGCAGUAGUUCAGCUUAACAGCAACUUUAAACCUUUAUUUUGUGAAUCUUUUAUGUCUAUCUCCCACACAUGCCAAAAAGCAAUACAAACCCAGCUUAGUCAAACUUGCAGUCUAACGUAAAAUCUUGGUGACCUCAGCAUUGUUUAGCCAGAAUAACUUCCCAGAUGUUUAGAAUGUGUGACAAUCAGAUGUUCUGGUCUUUCAGUAUAAUUGAUGUAAAAGCACAUGAGAUCACUGUUAAGGUUUUGCAUUGGAAUGCAAGUUUUAUGAAGCUGGGGUACAUACUGACUUUUGGUGUCUGUGGGAGAUGGAAAUGAAAACCGUAUGGAGUAUUGGGGAGCAUUAUCACUAAAGUUUUAGGGAAAACAAAGAUGGAAAGGAGUGUAUAGGUCUCUCCCAGUAACUUGUUACUUUCUUUCCUUUAAGAUUUCAGAUGAAGUGUCAUGCUACAUAAUCUUAACUGCAACUAAACAUAUUUUUGUUUGCUAAUUAAGGUCUUGGCUUCAGUGAUCUCUAGUGUCAGAGAGGCUGACUGUACAUUGGGUGGCUUUUUAAAAAAUUAUUUAAUUUAAUCGGUCACCAAAGAACUUCAGAGAAAUGAUUCCUUUGUUUGGAGUCUUCAGAUUGCUCCUCAUCGGGAUUAUAGUUGGAACAGAUAUGGGAUUUGCUCUGUACAGAAGAUUUAUAGCUCCUGUGAAUGGGCCUCAAUGCUAAGAUGGCAGAGUAACCAUGGGAGAUUGGAAUUUUCUUGGAGGCGUCUUGGAAGAGGUCCACAUUCAUUCCACUAUUAUUGGAAAGGUCUGGUUAACUAUCCUAUUCAUAUUUCGAAUGCUUGUCCUUGGUGUGGCAGCUGAAGAUGUCUGGAAUGAUGAGCAGUCAGAAUUCAUAUGCAAUACAGAGCAACCUGGCUGCAGAAAUGUUUGCUAUGACCAGGCCUUUCCUAUCUCUCUCAUAAGAUAUUGGGUCUUGCAAGUUAUAUUUGUAUCUUCACCUUCCUUGGUCUAUAUGGGCCAUGCUUUAUACAGACUAAGAGCCUUAGAAAAAGAGAGACAAAAGAAGAAGGCACAAAUAAGAAUGGAACUUGAAGGAGUCGAACUAGAAAUGACUGAAGAUCGGAAAAGACUGGAGCGAGAACUCCGGCAACUGGAGCAAAGAAAGCUCAACAAAGCACCCCUGAGAGGCUCCUUGCUCUGCACUUAUGUGAUACAUAUUUUUACUAGGUCUGCAGUUGAAGUUGCAUUUAUGAUUGGCCAAUAUCUUCUUUAUGGAUUCCAGCUCAAUCCUCUUUAUAAAUGCCUGAGAGAGCCAUGUCCAAACAUAGUUGACUGUUUUAUAUCAAGACCAACAGAAAAGACAGUAUUCAUAUUAUUUAUGCAGUCAAUAGCAAUUGUAUCAUUGUUUUUAAACAUCUUAGAAAUUGUCCAUCUAGGGAUCAAAAAAAUUAAAAAGGGACUUUGUGGGCCUGAUAAAAACAGGGAUGACUUUUUUGAUUUCUAUGUAAGUAAAUCCAAGAAAAACUCUGUAAUACCCCACCCUUGUAUGGGAACAUCCACAACUCCACAAAAAACUCUCCCUUCUGUCCCUAGUAGUUAUACCAUGUUAAUGGAAAAACAAACUUACACGGCAGGCCAUGAUGUUCUAAAUUCAUCUUCUGCAUUCCAAUCUGUUAAAAACAACCAUAUUGAAAAUAGCAACAGUCACCUCCAUGAUGAAAAGGAAAGUAAAUUGCCAGAUGAGAUGCAAACUACUAAUACUUUGCAUCAUCAUCCUCGAAAUACCAGCUCAAAUAAUAAUGAAGGCUUAAGCAAGGUAUUUGGGACAGAAAUUAACGGUAGUCAACAACAAGAUGAAAAGAAACAUUGCCUCAGUGGCAUGCAUUCUAAUCUAGUUGCUGCUUCAGGUCUUUGCUUGGGAAGCCUGGCUGAACUGCCACCUGGAAGUUCAUUGCAACCUGAUAUGACUUCCCCUAUUUCAAUUAACUGUGCUCGAAAGCUACGUGGAGUCAGUUCCCCGUGGAACUGUUCUACAGUAGUUGAGAGUGAAGGGUCUCCAACCGAUUCUCCUUCCACGAGCAGCAACCGAGGACAAGACAAUUUCAGUGGAAGCAGAGCCCAAGGCCUUUCCAAGACUGACCUAAGAAAAAUUGGCAGACCAGACACUCCUGAUUCUCUAAGCGAGUUGAGCUCAGAAUCCAAACAGAGCAGAAAUUGUGAAAGUCCUCGGGCUUUCUCUCCCUCACGGCGAAUGUCAUUGGCAAGUAAUGCCAGCAGCAGGCGUGCCCCCACCGAUCUUCAGAUCUAAGUGUUUGUUACCUUACCUAUAUGUUACAUACAUGAGUACUGAGGGAAAUUAUUGGACACUGUCGCAUGAAUUAUACCUAUUUGUAAUUGUAGUUAAGUUAAUCAACUUUCACCAGCUCUUUCACUGAGGUAAUGCAAAGAACUAUGCACCCUUGUGCAGUAGUUGAUG
Molecule: messenger RNA, 2989 nt
Organism: Dermochelys coriacea (leatherback sea turtle)
Lineage: Eukaryota; Metazoa; Chordata; Testudines; Dermochelyidae
Gene: GJA9
Product: gap junction protein alpha 9
Exons: 4
Coding region: 1250-2821 (523 amino acids)
Biological process (GO): cell communication
Cellular component (GO): connexin complex; membrane
Molecular function (GO): serine-type endopeptidase activity
Source: RefSeq, a predicted model, not a curated record